AUGGAGCAUCAUCAGGCGACCCUGGAGAAGUUGGAGAUGCUUGAGGAGGGCGGGAAGCCGGGCGGAGAGAAGUAUCUCAAAGAGAGCUCCCAGGCCUCUUUGAUGGACGAUGUCGUGGAGGAGCCCGUGGCUUUCCUCGAGACGGCCUGGAACCUGGUCCUUGUCUUGGGCCACACCGACUGUGGCUUGCUGGACCUGGCGAUCGCCUGCUUUCUCUGGCUCGCCAGCGGUUUGAUGCAAAUCUCCUUCUUCGUCAUCCUUCUCUCGGAAGAUUUUCUUGGAGAGCCCUUUGGGAAACAGGUGGAGGUGGCGAAAGCAUGGCGCGAGUCCAUCGCGCACGACUUCAAGCACAUGGACCUUGGUGACGAGAGCCUCGUGUCCCGCGUGUGCCGCGCCGACCGCACGCUGAUUCUGUCGACCCCACAGAUGCAGAUGCUGGACCAGAUCAAUGCCUUCAUCGGCCUGGGCACCGCCGAUUUCGAGGCGCCCUACUUCCAACCAGGCGUUCUCCUCUGCAUGAUGUGCAUCCUGCUUUGGUGCUUGUACCUCCUCAACGAGUUCCGACUCGUGGUCUUCUCCCUGGAGGCCGUCUCCCAACUCCCCCGGGGGCCUCGCACCUUGUGGCGAAGGCGCGGAAGCUUCCAGACGAUCUCCUAUGGCCGCUUUGCCGUCUACUGCCUCAUGCGCCUGUCGCGCUUCUUCAUCGCCGUGGGCCUCCUCUACGCGGGCGUGCAGUGGCUGGCCGGCACGAUCUCCAUCACCGAGCUCAUCCUGAAUGCGGUGGCCUUGUCCGCCGUCUUGCAGAUCGACGAGAUGGUCUUCGCGGCGCUGAUGCCGAAGAAGAUCCAGAUCUGCAUCCAAGACCUAGAGGCCAUUAAGGUGCGGUACAGCAAAGGGCGAAGUCAGACGGAGUCCCUCAUCCUCGUCGUGGCGAUUUCGCUUCUCAUGCUGUGGCCGUGGACACACAAUGUAGGGCCACUGAGCUGGGACAUGAUUGAAGUCAAACGCCAGUACUGUGGGGGCACUCAGAACUUCGUGGUGGCGGACAAUCAAGUCCAGGGGAUCACGGUGGGACUGGUGACCUCGGAUUAUGCCUCCGCCCAAAGCGACCACCACCUCAACCAGACUUCCCUCAUCCGCUUCGCAGUGAGCCGGCACAUUUGGCAGGAGCCACUCGGAACUUCGAACUACAUCCGAUUCGGCAAGGAUCGAUCCGACUUUGUGACUGCCAGAGACAUGACGAUGUAUACACGCAACUUCCAUGACAGCCUCUGCAUUGACUUUGACGAGAUCUUUCUGGGCAAUGCUACCCAUGAGCUUCAGGAGUUCUACCGCCCAUACUUCUACUCGGCCAGCUUCGGAUCAGGAUUUCCAGAUGGGGCCAGCUGCGCGGAGAUGGCGCACCUCUGCCACUCCCUCGUCCCCGAGGGGCGCCUCGUGCGGCACGUGCAGCACGCAAAUCCGACGCUGAAGGUUCUGGGUGAGGGAUGCUCGAAGACUUGCUUCUCUGAGCAAGACACCGCGAUGCGCUUUACGGCCUGCAAGGACGUGGACCUGGAAGAGACGCCCCACCUCCGGGAGGAAUGGGAGGCGUUCUGGGACAGCUACAUGCCGAUGGUGGAGCAGAGGGUGGGAGUCAACUUCAGCAAUCCCUCUUUGAGCUUCCUUCCGGAGUUCCUGGCCCACGUCAAGAACGUCGGCGACCUGGUGCCCGCAGACCUGCGGCUGCCACACCUCCGCCACGCUGCCGGAAUGGAUACAGCGAUCUUCCCGGCCGACCUCCCUGUCAGUGACUGUGCACAAGCUCAUCAACUGGGCUUUUGUGGGGUGUUUCCAGUGGAAGCCGCUGUGCUUUGCGCCGCCACCUGCGACGCUUGCUCAGCCCUGCACAACAACGGCACGAUUGUGUGA
Messenger RNA from Symbiodinium natans, 1911 nucleotides. The record is from the annotation of a GenBank genome assembly. NCBI's taxonomy places the organism in Eukaryota, Dinophyceae, Suessiales, Symbiodiniaceae.